CUUUUUUUUUUUUUUUUUCUCUCUCUCUCUCACUCUCACUCUCACUCUCGCUCUCGUUCCACCUCCAUCUCCCUCACCUGAAACCAUAGCCUCCAUAUAUCUCUCUCUCGCCUCUCUAUCUCUCUGUUUCCCACCGAGGCCGCACUACCGCAUCACUGCACCAUCACCGAAGCCCCCCCUCUCUCCGGCGAGCCUCCUCUGACGCGCGCUUUUCCGGCGAUAUCUCAGGCCAAAUCUCGGCCCUUUGCUCUCGAUCUCUCUCUUCUUCUCUCGGCUUCGCCUUCUCCGGCCGAUUCUCGGCCAAGGAGAACGCGGUUGUCCUCUCGCCGCCGGCCACCUCUGCAACCUUCAAGCCGUCUUCUCCGGCCACUUGUUGGCCGAAAUCCUCUCCCGGGUCUCAUCCCUCCUUCGCUCCUCUUCUCUCAUCUCUCGGCGCAGCUACUGAGGAAAGGAGAAGAUCAGUGAUUCAAUGGCGGGAAUUUUGAAGCCGCCGGGUGCUUUUGCCAUAACACCACACAAAGUUUCAGUCUGCAUCCUUUUACAGAUCUACGCGCCUCCCGCUCAAAUUUCGGUGCCGUUCCCCUUUUCAUCAGUUUCUCAGCACAAUCGUCUCGGCUUGUUCUUGUUGGCACUCACAAAGUGCUGUGAUGAUAUUUUGGAGCCUAAACUGGAUGUACUUAUUAUUCAAUUGAGGGAAAUUUGCGGCUUAUUAAAUCGUUGGUUAAGCGAACAUUUAUCUAGUAGGCUAUCAUCAUUAUCAUCUCCUGAUGACCUGUUUAACUUUUUCAGUGAUUUGCGAGGCAUCCUUGGGGGCCCUGAUUCAAGUUUUGUAGAUGACGACCAGAUCAUUUUGGAUCCCACUAGCAACCUAGGAAUAUUUGUUCGCCGUUGCUUGCUUGCCUUCAAUCUUUUAUCAUUUGAGGGCGUGUGUCAUCUUUUAUCAAAUAUAGGGAUGUAUUGUAAAGAAGCCCUCUCAAAUCUUCCUCCUUAUGAGUUGCCUUGUUCAGAUGAUGCUACCAAUGAUCUAGAAGCAUUAUCAGAAUAUGAAAACAUGGAUUUGGAGAAUUUUGUUUUUGAGAAAGUUACGGAAGAAAUUGAAGCGAACAAAAAGGCCAGUGGAGGAGUUCCAUUUCAUAAUCAUGCACCAAAAGUACUUUUUGGACUUAUUGACGAUAUUGAGGUUUCCGCUGGCCAGAAACUCACUCAGAGUGACAAACCUAGAGGUGUUAGUGCAAUUGCAAACCCUCCAACUGAUGCAUUGAGAGGCUUGGAUCACCCUGGAGGAUUUUUCCUAUGUACAAACUGGCAGAUACAAGGAUACUUGAUUGAGAAAGCCGAUGCAAUUGAAAAGCAUGGCAGCUCAGUUCCUUUAAAUGCUUUUGAGUAUAUCUUAAAGCAGCUUUUAAAAAUGGCACCAGAGCUGCAUCGUGUUCACUUCUUGCGUUACUUGAACAACCUCUAUCAUGACGAUUAUCCUGCUGCUUUAGAGAAUCUCCACCGUUAUUUUGAUUACAGUGCAGGGACUGAAGGAUUUGAGUUUGUGCCCCAUUCUUCUUCCUGCUGCAAUAGCUUCGGAAGAUACGAAAUUGCUUUAUUAUGUCUAGGGAUAAUGCAUUUUCAUUUUGGGCACUCUAAGCAAGCUUUGGAGGUUUUAACUGAAGCAGUCCAGGUUUCUCAACAGCACAAUGAUGAUACUUGCCUUGCAUACACUUUAGCAGCCAUCUGCAACUUGUUAUCUGAAGUUGGUAUCUCAAACACAAUGGGAAUUCUUGGAUCGUCAUAUUCAAGUGCGACAUGUAUAGGAACUUCACUGUCCAUUCAGCAACAAUUAUUUGUGCUAUUAAAAAGGUCCUUAAAAAGAGCAGAGAGUUUGAAGUUAAAGCGGUUGGUGGCAUCCAAUCAUCUUGCCAUGGCUAAAUUUGAUUUAAUGCAUGUCCAGCGGCCCUUGCUAUCAUUUGGUCCCAAAGCUUUCAUGAACCUUAAAACAUGUCCAGCUAAUGUUUGUAAGGAAUUGAGAUUCAUUUCUCAUCUAAUUUGUGAAUUUGGCGCUGAAAGUUCAUUAAUGACAACUGAUGGUGCUUUCAGUACUGCAUGGCUUAAGAAUUUGGAAAAGCCAAUGGGUUCAUUAGUUUUCUCUCAAGAAAAUGGAUCUGGAAGCAAUUCUGAUGCUUCACAUUUCUGUGCACAACCUACAUCUAUCCCUGGGUCUAUAUUGCAACUGGUGGGUUCCUCAUACUUGGUUCGUGCCACAGCGUGGGAGCUAUAUGGCAGUGCCCCUCUUGCUCGAGUAAAUGCACUGGUUUAUGCAACUUGCUUUGCUGACUCGUCUAGUUCUGCAGACAUUGCAUUGGCAUAUGCCAAGCUUAUCCAACAUUUAGCAGUUUUUAAAGGAUACAAAGAAGCCUUUGCUGCUCUUAAAAUGGCAGAAGAAAAGUUCUUAUCCAUUUCAAAGUCACGAAUCCUGCUACUAAAACUUCAGUUGCUUCAUGAACGUGCUUUGCAUAGGGGGCACCUGAAACUAGCUCAACAAUUAUGUGAUGAGCUUGGAGUUUUGGCGUCUCCUGUAACUGGUGUGGACAUGGAGCUGAAGACAGAAUCAAGCCUUCGCCAUGCUCGGACAUUGCUUGCCGCAAACCAGUUUAGCCAGGCAGCAGCUGUCGCACACUCCCUCUUCUGCGUGUGCUACAAAUUCAAUCUGCAGGUUCAGAAUGCUACUGUUCUUCUCUUACUUGCUGAGAUCCACAAGAAGUCGGGCAAUGCUGUUUUAGGAAUUCCCUAUGCAUUAGCAAGCCUUUCAUAUUGCCAGUCGUUUAACUUGGAUCUUCUCAAAGCCUCGGCUAUGCUAACACUUUCUGAGUUGUGGCUCUCACUUGGAUCAAACCAUGCAAAACGGGCUUUAACCCUUGUACAUGGUGCUUUCCCAAUGAUUCUUAGUCAUGGAGGUUUGGAGCUUCGUGCUCGGGCCUACAUUGCAGAAGCAAAAUGUUACCUAUCUGACCCAAGCUUUUCAGUUCCUGCAGAUCCUGAGAUUGUGCUGGCUCCUUUAAGGCAAGCUUCUGAAGAGCUUCAAGUUCUUGAGUAUCAUGAAAUGGUGGCUGAAGCUUUCUACUUGAUGGCCAUUGUAUUUGACAAGCUGGGGCGGUUUGAGGAAAGGGAAGAAGCUGCAGCUUCGUUCAAGCAGCACGUGACAGCAACUGAAAAUCCUCAAGAAAAGGAAGAUCCCUUAGUCACUUUGUUGUAAAGAAACUGCAGAUGUACUUUCAUGUAAACAAUGUCAUUCUAAUAGGCUGUCUUUACUCAGACACGGAUCAAAUUCUUGGAAUAAUCAAGAAUUUAGAAGAAUAUGGUUAAACUAUUGCGAUCGUCUGUAAAAUUUGAAAACAGGACUUUAUUGUUCUUAAGGUUUAUAAAUAAGCUGUCUAGCAUAAGAAAGUGGUUUAUUGUC
Messenger RNA from Cornus florida, 3445 nucleotides. RefSeq names its product anaphase-promoting complex subunit 5. Gene Ontology annotation, cellular component: anaphase-promoting complex. NCBI's taxonomy places the organism in Eukaryota, Viridiplantae, Streptophyta, Magnoliopsida, Cornales, Cornaceae. Gene Ontology annotation, biological process: protein K11-linked ubiquitination; anaphase-promoting complex-dependent catabolic process; positive regulation of mitotic metaphase/anaphase transition. The transcript is spliced from 21 exons. The record is from RefSeq and is a predicted model, not a curated record. The coding region runs from base 470 to 3241 and encodes 923 amino acids.